CAAACUUCUCUUUAAUUAUUGUUACUUUAUCGACGAAGCAAAUUAUUUAUUCCACACCUGAAAAUGCAAUGUAUUACCAUGCAUAUGCAGCAACUUUCCUCAAAAUCCUUACUUUGAAAAUGAAGACUGCUGAGAAUUUGUAUGUGAAAUCUCCAAAACCUGCAUUUCUCUUCAUAUUAUUAUUCAUCCUUGUUCUUCAUCUUCCAAAGGCUGCAUCAGUGGAUGAUGAUGAUAACAUCAACUUCACUUUCCCUGAUUUCAACCCAAAUACGCAUCGCAUAGUUUAUGAAGCUGAUGCGUACGCAUCAGGCAACGCAAUACAACUCACUGCUGACCAAAUAAACAAGGGUCUAAAUGGUAGUGUUGGUCGAGCCACUUAUUACAAGCCAAUGCACCUUUGGGACAAUUCGUCGGGGAAUCUCCUACUUGCAGAUUUCACCACUCAAUUUUCUUUCUCCAUUGAUUCCUUGCACAAUAGCUCAUACGGUAGUGGGUUUGCGUUUUUCCUUGCUCCCAAUGGCUCAAAAAUCCCACCUAGAUCCGCCGGUGGUUGUUUGGGACUUCAAACUUGCAACUCGAGUUUGACUUAUGAUGUUAACUCUAAAUUUGUUGCAGUGGAGUUUGAUACGUAUCACAGUCCUUGGGAUCCUCUGGGGAUGUCAGAGCACGUGGGCAUUGAUCUCAACUCUGUCAAUUCUUCUAACCCCACCGUCAAAUGGUGGUGGAGUGAUAUUGAAAAUGGGGGAAAAGUUAAUGCUUUCAUCACUUACAACUCUAGUACAAAACACUUGAGUGUUUUUUUAGUUGAUGCUAAUGAUUUUUCUCGUGAGAAUUCAUCUAGUCUUUCUGCAACACUGGAUCUUAGCGGAUAUUUACCAGAAUGGGUCACUUUUGGCUUCUCAGGAGCCGCUGGAUUUAACACUAUAACGGAGCUAAACACUAUUUAUUCCUGGAAUUUCAGCUCUACCUUACAAGUUUCCAUGAAUACAACUAUCCAUCCUCCAGCAACAGCACCAAGCCUUCCAGUCAAUCCCAGAAGGAAGAGCAAGACAUGGCUAUGUCUAGUUCUAGCCGUCGUUGGUGGCAUUUUUGCUUUGCUCCUAGUUCCAGGUCUGGUUUGGCUUUUUUGCAGGAGAGGAAAGUAUAACAAGAUGAGGGAUGAUGGGCCCAUGUCUGUCAACGUAGAAAUGGAAAAAGUAACAGCACCUAGGCAGUUUUCCUACAAGGAGCUAAGACUUGCAACCAGUAAUUUUGCUGAUGAAGGUCUGCUCGGAGAGGGAGGUUUUGGGAAGGUUUAUUUAGGCUUCUUGAGGGACAUCAACUGUAGUAUUGCUGUCAAAAGGAUAACUCCACAUUCUCAACAAGGGGUGAAAGAGUACGUAUCAGAAGUUACAACUAUUACCAGAUUGAGGCAUAGGAAUUUGGUCCAACUAAUUGGUUGGUGCCAUGACAGUAAGGAGUUCCUCAUCGUGUACGAAUUCCUUCCAAAUAAGAGUCUCGAUUACCAUCUACAUAGAGAGCCAUGCUUGUUGACGUGGGAUACAAGGUAUAAAAUCGCUAUGGGACUGGCCUCAGCGUUGUUUUAUCUGCAGGAAGAAUGUGACAAAUGCGUUUUGCAUCGAGACAUCAAGUCAAGUAAUGUUCUGUUGGAUUUGAGUUUCAAUGCCAAGCUUGGUGACUUUGGGUUGGCUAGGCUUGUUGACCAUGGACAAGGGUCUCAAACAACUAAGGUUAUGCUUGGGACUGAUGGUUAUAUAGCACCCGAGUGUCUUGACACAUGCAAAGCCAUUAAGGAAUCCGACAUAUACAGUUUUGGUAUUGUUGCCUUAGAAAUAGCCACCGGAAUGAAGGCUAUUGCUGUAAUUGAAAGGAAUGGUAAGAGAUUCAAGAGAAAACUGGUGGAAUGGGUUUGGGAACUGUACGGGAAAGAGAGUGUUUUCGAUGCUGUAGACCCACGAUUGUAUGGCAAUUACGACAUGGAACAAAUGCAACGGUUGCUCUUAGUUGGGCUCGCUUGUGCUAACCCAAACUAUUAUGCCCGCCCAUCGAUAACGCGGGCUAUCGACAUCCUUGGUUUCAAAGCCCCAUUGCCCAUACUACCAGGGGAGCUGCCGGUUCCAACAUAUAUUGCAGCUUUGGAAGACAACAUUGUUACAUCUUCCGCAUCCAAUUCAUCCCAUACCAGUGGUUCCAGAAGAAGCGAAACCCAAACUUCAGGCAAUGGUUCCAAUAUCCAUUCUUGAAGGAUAAAACAAGGACUCCAAGUUCAAACACAGAAGCCAAGCAGUGAGUUCUUGGUUAGUAGUUAACACUUAGUAUUUUGUUCUUUUCAUUGGCUAUGAAGAUUACUAUUUUGAGAUUUUAAUUUUGUUCUUGUCAUGGUUUUCCAAGUGUAAAAUAAUGAUUGUUUUCGUUAUUAAUAAAAGUUCAAUUUUCUUAGCAAAAUGAACAAAUAUAUAAAAUCUUAUAAAUAAAUAA
Messenger RNA from Gossypium raimondii (Peruvian cotton), 2478 nucleotides. RefSeq names its product L-type lectin-domain containing receptor kinase IX.1. The record is from RefSeq and is a predicted model, not a curated record. NCBI's taxonomy places the organism in Eukaryota, Viridiplantae, Streptophyta, Magnoliopsida, Malvales, Malvaceae. Gene Ontology annotation, molecular function: protein kinase activity; carbohydrate binding; ATP binding. Gene Ontology annotation, biological process: protein phosphorylation. Gene Ontology annotation, cellular component: plasma membrane. Bases 69 to 2243 code for a protein of 724 amino acids. The transcript has a single exon.